GACAAACCAAUUCGAUGGAGAGGAUUUCAGUGCUUUCUGUCUCUUUGGAGAAAGCUGUGAAUACAUCCGGUACGUACUCCUCACCAGGGCUAGGCGGUAAUGCACCGACUCUAACCAGAAGUAGCAGUAGAAGAAGAGCUACAGCCGUCUCGUUAAAAAACAGGGACUUUUCCAACCGGUUGUUUUCAAAACAUAUUUUUUGUAGUGCUGAUAACAUACUGGAAUUUAAAAUGGCUAAUCGGCUAGCCUGGUCAGAAAAAAUACUCCAGCUCCUCCGGCGAAUGAACAACUUUUAUUCCGCAGAGUCCUGUCGAGCUAGCUGCUAUAGGUUCGUAAUAGACGGAGCACAAGUUGGUUGGAUUCUUCCUCACGUAGCUUCUCUGUUGACCCGGUAUCCAGAGGUGUUCAACCCGCCACACGGUGGCGUAGUGUCCCUUUGUCACAAUUUGGACUCGUACCAUAGCAGGUCUGAGGCUGUAGAUGCUGUUCUGAAGGAUCUUAGACAGGAGGCUGCUCUGACCUGUCUGACAGGAUGGAGAGAUGAGAAGUACAGCGUGAUGCCAAAAUUCUCAGAUAGUCCUUUGAUGUGGAUGGAAAGAGCCGCUACAAGUCUCUUUGGUGUGAAGCGGUAUGGAGUUCAUAUCAAUGGUUAUGUCGUCAGUGGCAUUGGGGAGGUCAGCAUGUGGCUAGGACGACGUUCCCACAGUAAGCAGACAUAUCCUGGACUACUGGACACCGUGGCAGCAGGUGGUCUGGCUGCUCAUGUUGGCAUCAAAGAAACUCUAGUGAAAGAAUGUCUGGAGGAAGCAUGUAUCCCAGCAGCCAUUGCAGAGGAGGCUCAUCCUGUAGGAACAGUCAGUUACACCUACAGUAAUGAAGAGGGUGUAUUUCCAGAAAGCCAGUUUGUCUUCGAUUUGGAACUUCCUUUGGAAUUCAAGCCCAGAGUUGGGGAUGGAGAGGUGCAAGAAUUCUACCUCCUGCCCAUAGAUAAGGUGAAGGAACUGCUGGCAAAUGGUGACUUCAAACCAAAUUCUGCCAUGGUGGUUUUGGACUUCCUUAUCAGACUCUCAUUCAUUGAGCCUGACACAGAGCCAUGCUAUCAGGAAUUUGUGACAGGACUCCAUCAGACUUUGUAGACUACAGCUGAGGACGAAAUCCACUUCUGACUUGGAGCGAUCGCUUGGCACUGGACCUUCGAAACACCGAUCAUGGAAUUGAUUAGCUGGUCUCUCAACGCGAUUGACAAGAUUGUCGCCACAAAGAGCACAGGCCUAGGGGAGCCUACCUGCUGGGAGUUUCGCCUCUGGUUACGUGAUCGACGCCUGGGGAAAGUGGAAGGGGAUCAUGUGCCUGGCACCCCUAUCCGUGGAGGAUAUGGAAGAUGUUUUUAUAUUCGGAUUUAUGAUGACAGGCCUGCUGAUAAUUGGCUUGAUCGUGGGCCUGAGCUUCUGAAAAAUUAGAAUGGCCGUAUAUAGAAACGACGUCCAAACUCUGCUGGUCUUUGCAAACGAUUGAAUCAAGGCUGCUGGUGACGAACUCAAACAUAAGAUGAACAAUUUGCUUGUUGUGACUAUUGAUUUGAGUCGCAAAGUGGAUGCCAUCAAGGUGAGGAUCACCGCUGCUGAGGUCUAAAACAGUUGAGAGCAGCCAGGGGGAAGGUGAAAUUGCUCCUCUCCCCCGCCUAAACAAGAAGGAUACUGAUAACAUUCUGGCACCCCUGGAACGAUAACAAACUCCUCUGGAAGUUUUCAUGGCCAAGAGAUAGCUCUCCUAAACCCUCCCCACUUUCUCAAGGACACCUGUUGACUUCUGGACUGGUCCAUCUGAGGACGUCUCCAUAGCAACCUGCUGUGUUAUCGCGUUUCCACCCUUGCGAACUGAGACACUGGGGACUGGGACGGAAGGAGAUUGGCUAUACGCAUACACACACACACUCAGACUCAUGAACUGAGGACUGAGCUCACAUUCACUCACACGUGCCCUUGCCCCCUCCAAGCCGCCUCACAAGCUUCCCUCUCGUGCACAGUGGGCAGGAAUCCCGUGCAUGCAGCGCGCCGCGCUAUGGUGCAGCAGCUGUAUAGGAGACCAACUACUGGGCUGAGCCCAGUACCCUUCAUCCUAUCCCAGUUAACCUUGUCUAAUGUCAUGCUUUGUCUGUUGCGGGUUUGUUUGUUUUUUUCAGGUCAUUCUCAGAUUGAAUUUCCCAUCCUCGGAUGUUUCAUUUGUUUAACGAACCUUUUUUUUCAUUUUACCCUCUCCCAUCCCUACCCCGAUCCCAAAUGUCUUUUUCUUUUUUUUUCCUUUCUUUAAGACAGACACGGUGCUGCGGCCCGAGCUGCCAUUGGCAGGGCAGCUCAAAUGAAAUUUCAUUGUAUAUGAAAGUGUGCAAUGACUAUAAAGGUCUGAUUGAUUGAUUGAUUGAUUGAUUAUGUUUAUAUUUUAGAUCACUCCAAGUAGCCUUAAUGACCCUUUGCACACUGCUGGUAAUAUGUUAACCAGCUAAAUGAAGAUGGAAUCUGGAUUGGAUUUCAGUAAAUGUGAGCCUCAUCAAAUCAGCUGUUGGUGUUUCCAUCCAUCCAUUCUCUAUACACCGCUUUAUCCUCACAAAGGUUGUGGGGGGUGCUGGAGCCUAUCCCAGCUGACUCGGGCAAAGGCAGGGGACACCCUGGACAGGUCGCCAGUCUGUUGCAGGGCUAUAUAUACAGACAGACAAUCACACUCACGGGCAAUUUAGAGUAACCAAUUAACCUCAGCAUAUUUUUGGACUGUGGGAGGAAGCCGGAGUGCCCGGAGAAAACCCAUGCAUGCACAGGGAGAACAUGCAAACUCCAUGCAGAAAGAUCCCAGGCCCACCCUGGGAUUUGAACCGGGGAUCUUCUUGCUGCAAGGCAAAAGUGCUAACCACUACUCCACUGUGAAGCCUGCUGUUGGUGUUUCUUACUUCUAAAUACAUGUGAGGCCAUGAGUUGAGGGCUGAGGUAGUGUUGGUAUACAGUCAAAAGCCUUAUUCAACCAUUCUACCGUAACUAAUCUAUAUUAUGGCAAGAACCACUCAACUAUGCAACAAGAGUCUAUUGUUACUUGAAGACACGAAUGUCAGUCAAUUUUCAAUAUAUCAAGAAUUUGAAAGUGUCUAAAAUGUCAGUCAGAUCAAACUCUGCCUUUCAUGAGGACUGCACCAAGACGAAGAGUUCCCUCUGCUACAGAGGGGAAUACAGUAGUUACUGGCCUCAGAAAUAAACAAUUGCAGCACCUCAGAUUAGAGUCUACAUCAGUGCUUCGCAAAGUUCAAGUAGCAUACUCAUAUCAAUGUCAGUUGUUGGUAGAAGACUGAACGAAUCAAGUUUUCAUGGUGGAACUGCUGUGAAGAAACCAUUAGUGAGGGAUAGCAAUAAUUAGAAGAGAACUUCUUAGACCAAGAAACACAAGAAAUAGAUAUUUGAUCAGUGGAAACGUGGACUUCGGUCUGAUAACACUAGUUGUGAGGUAGUUAGCUCUAGCCAAAUUGUGUGCAGAACUCGCUCAGGAACUGUCAGAAACCGCCACUUGCCAGACUCGAGUGUGGCAACUUGUAUCUCAACUUAUGCUGUGGACAAAAUGUGGCUACUUGGUACAAGGUGUUUGGUUUUGUGCAGGAGCGAACUUAGAGAAAUAUUAAUGUGGUGACAAAGGGGUGACAUACAUUUUAGGUGGUGGCGUGUGUGUACAUAUAUGUGUAAAUGUAUGUACAAUAAUGUGUGUGCUUGCACACACAUUGUCCCUCCAUGGAUAUGCCUUCCCACACCAUUACUGACCCACCACCAAACCAGUCAUGCUGAACAAUGUUACAGGCAGCAUAACGUUCUCCACGGCUUCUCCAGAUCCUUUCAUGCCUGUCACAUGCGCUCAGGGUGAAUCUGCUCUCAUCUGUGAAAAGCACAGGGCACCAGUGGUGGACUUGCAAAUUGCUGUGUUCUAUGGUAAAUGCCAGCCGAGCUCCACGGUGUCAGUCAGCGAGCACAGGGGCCACUAGAGGACAUCAGGCCCUCAGACCACUCUCAUUAUAUCUCUUUCUGAUUAUUUGAUCAGAGACAUUCACACCAGUGGUCUGCUGGAGGUCAUUUUGUAGAGCUAUUGCAGUGCUCAUCCUGUUCCUCCUUGCACAAAGGAGCAGAUACCUGUCCUGCUGAUCGGUUGAGGACCUUCGACAGCCCUGUCAAGCUCUCCCAGACUAAUUGCCUGUCUCCUGGAAUCUACUCCAUGCGCUUGAGAAUGUGCUGGGAGACACAGCGAACCUUCUGGCAAUGGCACGCAUUGAUGUGCCAUCCUGGAGGAGUUGGACUGUCUGUGGAACUGUAGGGUCCAGGUAUUGCCUCAUGCUACCAGAAGUGACACUUACCCUAGCCAAAUGCAAAACUAGUGAAAAACAGUCAGACAAUAUUAGGAAGGAAAAAAAUGUCAGUGGCCUUCACCUGUAAACUCAUUCCUGUUUUGGGGGUUGUCUCAUUGUUACCCCACUAGUGCAUCUGUUGUUAAUUUUAUGAAUACCAAAGCAGCUGAAACUGACUAAAAAGCCCCUCAGGUACUUACUUGACCAGAUCAGUAUCCCACAUGUUUCACUGAUUUGAUGCAAUACUUAGAUUAAAAAAUGUUCCUUAAAUUUUUUUGAGCAGUGUAUAUUUCAGUUAGGCGUGCUGCUGCAGUCUAUUUUUGGGUUGAGAGUUUUCUUUGAAGUAGUUAUUUGUUUGUAUUUCUUUUUCAGCUGGUGUACUAUCGGCUUCAGAGUAAAGCUCGCCUUUUGUUAUGUUUAUUUCCUUGCUGCUGGUAGCACCCAUUUGCUUUUAAUCCCCUCAGUUUUCUGUAUCGUUUUUGUUUCCAUAUCCACCUUUUCAAAAUAAAUCAUCAACUUCCA
Acanthochromis polyacanthus (spiny chromis) is the source of this 4891-nucleotide messenger RNA. It is a transcript of the gene tpk2, whose product is annotated as thiamin pyrophosphokinase 2. Bases 15 to 1136 code for a protein of 373 amino acids. Gene Ontology annotation, molecular function: 8-oxo-dGDP phosphatase activity. NCBI's taxonomy places the organism in Eukaryota, Metazoa, Chordata, Actinopteri, Pomacentridae. The record is from RefSeq and is a predicted model, not a curated record. The transcript is spliced from 9 exons.